AUGGCUCCCUUCCUGACCUGGCUCUGGCACCACAGAAACUACUUCAUCAUCUUCCUCACUCCUCUGCUGCUGCUCCCCCUGCCCCUCGUCCAUCCCACCUCGGAAGCGAGAUGUGGCUACGCCAUCGCCCUCAUGGCGCUGUACUGGUGCACGGAGUGCAUGCCCCUGGCCGUGACGGCCCUGCUGCCGGUCGUCCUCUUCCCCAUGAUGGGCAUCAUGACGGCCGGGGAGGUCAGCAUCGAGUAUCUGAAGGACACCAACAUGCUGUUCGUCGGGGGACUGGUGGUGGCCAUCGCAGUGGAGCACUGGAACCUCCACAAACGCAUCGCCCUGCGAGUCCUGCUGCUGGUUGGUGUUCGCCCUGCGCUACUGAUGAUGGGCUUCAUGAUCGUCUCGUCCUUCCUGUCCAUGUGGAUCAGCAACACGGCCACCACGGCCAUGAUGCUGCCCAUCGCCCAGGCCGUGCUGCAGCAGCUCCGGGCCACGGAGCUCCGGGCGGAGGAGCGAGACCUCCGGGACGCCGGCGCCGACAACCACGGCUUCGAACUGGAGGUCACCGAGCGCAAGAGUGAAGACGCGCACCACCGAAAGCCAGACAUGCAAGUGCCGGACGAGGACCCCCCAGAGUAUGUGAUGGAGUACCAUACAAAUCCUACGGUGGAGGAGGUGAGGAGAACGAUCAAGGCAAAGUACGACCUGCUGACCAAAGGCAUGAGUCUGAGCGUGUGCUACUCUGCCAGCAUCGGCGGCACGGCGACCCUCACCGGCACCACGCCCAACAUCAUCAUGAAGGGCCAGCUCGACGAAAUCUUUCCUAAAAAUGGCGACACGAUCAACUUCGCCACCUGGUUCGGCUUCGCUUUCCCCAACAUGGUGCUCAUGCUGGUGCUCUCCUGGAUCUGGCUGCAGUUCAUGUUCCUGGGCUUCAACCUGAAGAAGAGCUUUGGCUGCGGCGUGAAGUCCGACAGAGAUAAGGAGGCGUACGCGGUGAUGAAGGAGGAGUACGCCAAGCUGGGCAGGAUCAAGUUUGCCGAGGUCGCCGUGCUGUUCAUCUUCAUCCUGCUGGUGAUCCUGUGGUUCACCAGGGAGCCGGGCUUCAUCGACGGCUGGGCCACGGUGCUCUUCAACCGGGGGCGCUCGUUUGUUUCAGACGGAACCGUCGCCAUAUUCAUGGCGCUGUUCUUCUUCGUCAUCCCGUCUCAGCUGCCCAAGUUCAACAACCACGGCUACGAGGAAAACGGGAAAAGGGUGGAGGCGCUGCCGCCGCUGCUCAACUGGCAGGUGGUCCAUGAGCGGAUGCCCUGGAACAUCGUCCUGCUGCUGGGGGGAGGCUACGCUCUGGCUAAAGGCAGCGAGGUGUCAAAACUUUCCACGUGGCUGGGAUCAAAGCUGACGCCCCUGCAGAGCAUCCCCCCCGCCGCCAUCUCCAUCCUGCUCUGCCUGCUGGUGGCGACGUUCACCGAGUGCUCCAGCAACACGGCCACCACCACCCUGUUCCUGCCCAUCCUGGCCUCCAUGGCCACGGCCAUUGAGCUCCACCCGCUGUACGUGAUGCUGCCCUGCACCAUCUCCGCCUCCCUGGCCUUCAUGCUGCCUGUGGCCACGCCGCCCAACGCCAUCGCCUUCUCCUACGGCGACCUCAAAGUCUUGGAUAUGGUGAAGGCCGGCUUCUUCCUGAACAUCAUCGGGAUCCUGACCACCAACCUGGCCAUCAACACCUGGGGAUUCUCCAUGUUUAAUAUGGGCACUUUCCCCCAGUGGGCGAACCUCACGGACACGAACUCAACGCGGCCUGAAUGA
This is a messenger RNA of Salarias fasciatus (jewelled blenny), 1800 nucleotides long. It is a transcript of the gene slc13a2, whose product is annotated as solute carrier family 13 member 2. The coding region runs from base 1 to 1800 and encodes 599 amino acids. Gene Ontology annotation, molecular function: alpha-ketoglutarate transmembrane transporter activity; sodium:dicarboxylate symporter activity; succinate transmembrane transporter activity. Lineage: Eukaryota; Metazoa; Chordata; Actinopteri; Blenniiformes; Blenniidae. The record is from RefSeq and is a predicted model, not a curated record. Gene Ontology annotation, cellular component: plasma membrane. The transcript has 12 exons. Gene Ontology annotation, biological process: cellular response to lithium ion; succinate transmembrane transport; alpha-ketoglutarate transport.